Messenger RNA from Ascoidea rubescens DSM 1968, 489 nucleotides. RefSeq names its product Tma16p (gene TMA16). The annotation marks the transcript as partial. The record is from RefSeq and is a predicted model, not a curated record. Lineage: Eukaryota; Fungi; Ascomycota; Saccharomycetes; Ascoideales; Ascoideaceae. Gene Ontology annotation, cellular component: nucleus. The transcript has a single exon.
AUGCCCAUAGCCAAAAACCUCAACAAGGUCUCCAAGUCCAUAGAGAAGUCCAAGACUGUCUUGCAUCCCAAGGGUCGGAAGUUGAAGCAGCUAAACAGAGCCAAUUUGCGAAAUGGCAAGCUAUUGGCAAAGAAAAGCAGUCGCUUGAACUUGAAACAGAGUUUGAUUCAUCGAUUAGAUUACAUCAAAAACGAGUUGAACAGUAACAAGCUGUAUUCUAAGAAGGACAUAUUGACUCACGAGGAAGCCAAUGCUUUGAUCUUGAACUAUAUAAACAGAAAUCUAACAGAAUUAAAUGAUUUGAAGAAAAACAGAAGACCAGGUAGACCAAUAUCAAACCGUCAAAAUUUAUUGCAAAACUUAUUGGAUUCAGAAUUGACUGAAUUUAACAAAAAUGGGUUUCACUUUCCCGAUUUAUCACUUGCUUCAAAUUUAGUAUAUAUAAGAAACUGGAAUGGCACUUUAGGCGCAACCACCAUUCUAAAUUUU